This is a messenger RNA of Hyaloscypha bicolor E, 3796 nucleotides long. Its product is annotated as L-aminoadipate-semialdehyde dehydrogenase large subunit. Gene Ontology annotation, biological process: L-lysine biosynthetic process. The record is from RefSeq and is a predicted model, not a curated record. NCBI's taxonomy places the organism in Eukaryota, Fungi, Ascomycota, Leotiomycetes, Helotiales, Hyaloscyphaceae. The transcript is spliced from 2 exons. The coding region runs from base 58 to 3591 and encodes 1177 amino acids. Gene Ontology annotation, molecular function: L-aminoadipate-semialdehyde dehydrogenase [NAD(P)+] activity; phosphopantetheine binding.
CUUUGACCCAGGAUUUAUCGAGCUCCCGACACACUUCUAAUAUUCCAAGUUCCCAGAAUGGCACAAUUGCCAGAUCCCACUAUAGAUCUCGACUGGUCCGGGUAUGUCGGUUCGAUUCAAUGGCACUUCGGCGAGGUCGCAAAGCAGCAUCCCGAUCGACUCUGUGUGACGGAGACGAAGUCGUCAGAAGCUCCGGAGAGAACAUUUACCUACAAGCAGAUCUACGAAGCAUCCAAUGUUUUGGCGCACUAUCUCCACGAUGCAGGCGUCGGCAGUGGAGACGUUGUUAUGAUUUGGGCGCAUCGCUCAGUGGACUUGGUUGUCGGUAUGAUGGGCGUAUUGGCUUCUUCGGCGACACUGAGUAUUCUCGACCCAGCCUAUCCACCAGCGAGACAGAAGAUCUAUCUUGAGGUCGCCCAGCCCCGUGCUCUCGUCAAUAUUGCAAGGGCAAUGGAUGAAGCAGGACCUCUGGCCCCACUUGUGCGAAAGUAUAUUGACGAAGAGCUAGAACUCAAGGCUGAAGUUCCUUCGUUACGGAUUGGUGAUAACGGUAUCCUGUCCGGAGAGCAAUUUGGCAGUAAAGAUAUCUUUGCCCAGGCCAGAACGAAGGCUUCUUCACCGCCCAAUACACAAGUUGGCCCCGAUAGUGCGCCUACACUCUCAUUUACUUCCGGCAGCGAAGGAAGGCCCAAAGGUGUGCUAGGUCGCCAUUUCAGUAUAACCAAGUACAUUAGCUGGAUGGCGGAGAGGUUCCAGCUCAAUUCAAAGAGCCGAUUUACUCUUUUGUCCGGUAUUGCGCAUGAUCCGGUCCAACGAGAUAUCUUUACACCUCUUUUUCUGGGAGCGCAAUUGCUAGUUCCUUCGAAGGAAGACAUUCAGCAUGAGAAGCUUGCAGAAUGGAUGCGUGAGCAUAAACCGACGGUUACACAUCUAACGCCUGCCAUGGGUCAGAUUCUUGUCGGUGGAGCAACAGCGGAAUUUCCAUCUCUGGAGAUGGCUUUCUUUGUCGGUGAUGUUCUCACAAGCAGAGAUUGCAGGGCUUUGCGGGAUCUCGCGGUCAAUGCUAAUAUAGUCAACAUGUAUGGCACGACGGAAACGCAGCGAGCAGUGAGCUUCUUUGAAAUACCGAGCCGCGCGAAGAAUCCCAACUUCUUGGAUAAGUUGAAAGAUACUAUCCCAGCUGGGAAAGGGAUGAAGAAUGUACAGCUUCUUAUUGUGAAUCGGGAAGAUCGAACCCAGCUAUGUACGGUUGGAGAACUUGGAGAGAUUUACGUCCGUGCCGCAGGUCUUGCCGAGGGUUACAAGGGAGAUGAUAAAUUGAACGAGCAGAAAUUCCUUAUGAAUUGGUUCGUGGACAAUAAGGCCUGGGUGGAAGCCGACAACAAGAACAAUAGGGAUGAACCGUGGAGAAAGUACUAUAAGGGACCACGAGAUAGGCUUUAUCGGACAGGUGACCUAGGCAGGUACCUAGAGUCUGGUGACGUGGAGUGCACAGGACGCGUGGACGACCAAGUCAAGAUUCGUGGCUUCCGAAUCGAGCUUGAUGAUAUCGACAGCAACUUACGCCAGAACCCUUUGAUCAGAGACUGCAAGACACUCGUUCGGAGAGACAGAAACGAGGAACCGAAACUCGUCAGCUACAUUGUUCCAGAGAUGAAAAGAUGGCCCCAGUGGCUCAAAGAUCGGGGCCUGGAGGAUGUCGCAGAUGAAGGAACGGACAUUGGUCCCACAAAGGUCUAUUUCAAGAGGUUCAGGCGGAUGCAGACAGAGGCACGGGACCACCUGAAAUUCCGUUUACCUACCUAUGCAGUGCCGACCAUUUUCAUUGCUCUCAACAAGCUACCGCUUAAUCCGAAUGGCAAGAUUGACAAGCCAAAUCUCCCCUUUCCAGAUAUCGUGGAACAGACAGAAGAGACAUCAGACGAGGACUUAAAGAGAUGGGAGUCACUGACAGACACCGAGCGAACAGUUGCAACCAAAUGGGCCGGUUUCAUACCCGGGCUUAACGCAAAGACUAUCACACCACGGAAUGAUUUCUUCGAUCUUGGCGGACACAGUCUCUUGGCCCAGCAGAUGCUACUAGAUAUACGCAGAGAGUUUGGAGCAAAUGUAUCCAUAAACACACUCUACGAGAAUCCAAGUCUAGCUGGUUUCAGUGCGCGGAUUGACAGGCUACUUGGACUAACAAAUGGAGUCAACGAGGAUGGUGGUGCAGUAAAGGAGGAUCCUUUAUACUCUCAAUCCCUGGACGAGCUUCUCAAACGGCUACCGACCAUCUAUCGAACAGCGGACCCAGCGGCGAUUCGUGUAUCAGCUAAGCCGACGAUAUUUCUCACCGGAGCGACUGGAUUCUUGGGCGCCUAUAUUAUCAAAGAUAUACUGGAUCGAACUGGCCAUGCCAUUAGACUUAUUGCUCAUGUGCGAAGCGCUAGGGAUUCAAAGGCUGCUCUCGAUCGACUACGGCGUUCACUAGUCGGGUACGGCCUAUGGCAAGACGAGUGGUUGACGCGAUUGAGCUGCGUUGUUGGUGAUCUAUCCAAGCCACAUCUUGGCAUUGAGCAUCACAUCUGGCAGACUUUAUCUCAAGAAGUUGACGUGGUGAUUCACAAUGGUGCUACAGUCCACUGGGUCAAGACAUAUCAGGAUAUGAUGGCCUCAAAUGUCGUCUCCACCAUUGACGCUAUGGAGCUCUGCAACGAAGGAAAGCCCAAGCUCUUUGCAUUCAUCAGUUCUACAAGUGUACUCGAUACUGACCACUACGUGAAACUCUCAGAGCGACAAAUCAGUACUGGCCAAAACGCCAUUUCUGAAGAGGAUGACAUGCUAGGCAGUCGAACUGGUCUUACCACAGGCUACGGCCAAACGAAAUGGGUGUCUGAGAAGCUUGUUCGUGCUGCUGGAAAGAGAGGUCUUCUGGGCUCUGUGAUUCGACCUGGGUAUAUUCUAGGCGACUCAGACACGGGUGUCUGCAAUACCGAUGAUUUCUUGAUCCGUAUGCUGAAAGGCUGCAUUCAACUGUCGGCCCGGCCACGCAUCAUAAACACCGUCAACUCUGUUCCGGUUAAUCAUGUUGCUCGUGUGGUCGUAGGUGCUGCUCUCAAUCCUCUUCCAGGUGGCGUACACGUCGUCCACGUCACUGGCCACCCGCGCUUACGCAUGAAUGAGUAUCUGUCGCUUCUCGAGUACUACGGUUACAAUGUUCCAGAGGUUAGUUACGACUCUUGGAAGGACCAACUGGAAAGACACGUCUCAGCAGGUGGCCAAGAGAAAGAUCAAGAACAACACGCGCUAAUGCCACUCUAUCACUUCUGCGUCACCGACCUGCCAGCUACGACUCGAGCUCCAGAGCUUGAUGAUAGGAAUGCUGUCAAGAUUCUGAAAGCAGACGCCGAGAACUGGACAGGGAUCGACGAGAGUGCGGGCUACGGUAUCAGUAGAGAGAAUGUGGGCAGAUAUUUAAGAUACCUGACCGAGAUCAAGUUCGUGAGCUUGCCCUCAGGCAAAGGAAGGCCGAUCCCCGGGGGCAAAAUGAGUGCAAUGCAGAUGCAGGCACUUGGAGCUCUGGGUGGUCGAGGCGGCGCAACGACAUAGAGUAGAAUAAAUCUCGUGAGCGCCAUGCAAAUCUAACUAACCUCCUAGAACGUCCAUCACUCGCCAUCAGCCAAGCGGCCGUGAGGGCAGAUUACGGUUGCAGUUUAUGACGGAGCUUAGCUCGCCUCUCUGUAUCAUAAUAGGAAUCUAGACAAUGCCUACUAGCUGUCGUAACCCGUUCAGGGCGACUGUAAUUUGUUACCUG